Messenger RNA from Saprolegnia parasitica CBS 223.65, 1552 nucleotides. RefSeq lists its product as hypothetical. The coding region runs from base 47 to 1426 and encodes 459 amino acids. The record is from RefSeq and is a predicted model, not a curated record. Lineage: Eukaryota; Oomycota; Saprolegniomycetes; Saprolegniales; Saprolegniaceae. Gene Ontology annotation, molecular function: ATP binding; ATP hydrolysis activity. Gene Ontology annotation, biological process: vacuole organization; endosomal transport. The transcript has 12 exons.
GGCUGCUGAAACUCCACAAGCCAAUUCGCAGCCAAGACGACGCAGCAUGGACAACAAGUUCAUCCCGCAGGCCAUCGCGCUCGUGACGCAGGCGAUCCAGGAAGACACCAACAAGAACUACGAAGCCGCCUUCAAGCUCUACAAGCAGUCGCUCGAGCACUUUAUGAUCGGCGUCAAAUAUGAGAAGAACCCGACGUCCAAAGAGAUCAUCAUGAAGCGCGUCGAGGGCUACAUGUCCCGCGCCGAGCAGCUGCGCGAGAUGCUCGAGGGCGCGUCCAAGCCCAAGGUCGUGCCCGCGGGCGGCGUCGCCGAAAAGGAAAAGGACGACGAAGAGAACGAAGAUGCAGAAAAGAACAAGCUGCGCGGCGCCUUGGCCUCCGCCGUCGUCUCGGAGAAGCCCAACGUCAAGUGGGACGACGUCGCCGGUCUCGAAGCCGCCAAGGAGGCACUGAAGGAAGCUGUGAUCCUUCCAGCGCGCUUCCCGCAGCUCUUUACUGGAAAGCGCCGGCCAUGGAAGGGUAUCCUUCUUUACGGCCCGCCGGGUACGGGCAAGUCGUACUUGGCCAAAGCCGUGGCGACCGAGGCCGACUCGACCUUCUUCUCCGUCUCGUCGUCCGACCUCGUCUCCAAGUGGCAAGGCGAGAGCGAGCGAUUGGUGAAAAACCUCUUUGAGAUGGCGCGGGAGAAGAAACCAUCAAUUAUUUUCAUCGAUGAAAUCGACUCGCUUUGCUCCAACCGCUCAGAAGGCGAAAGUGACUCGACGCGACGCAUCAAGACCGAGUUCCUCGUGCAAAUGCAAGGCGUCGGCCACUCGCACGACGGCAUCCUCGUGCUUGGCGCGACCAACGUCCCGUGGGAGCUCGACCCGGCCAUGCGCCGCCGGUUUGAGAAGCGCAUUUACAUUCCGCUUCCCGAAGUCGAGGCGCGCAAGGUCAUGCUCAAGAUCCACCUUGGCGACACGCCCAACACGCUCUCAGACGACGACUUUACCUACCUCGCCUCCCAAGCCGAAGGCACGUCCGGCUCGGAUAUCUCGGUGCUCGUGCGCGAGGCCCUCAUGGAGCCGUUGCGUCUCUGCCAGCAAGCUCAGUUUUUCAUGCGGUGUGACGAGAAGUGCCAUCCCAACCGCAACGGCGCCUUCUUGACGCCGUGUCCCGACGACCCGCCGUGCCCGUACUGCCACAUGAAGCUCUCUUCGUGUGGGAGCGCGUGCCAGGGCUGCAAGACGCCGUGCGGGCGCUGCGGCGCCUACCGCAUGCGCCUGUACGAUUUGCCGGAGCGCGGCUUCCGCGACGACCAGCUCAAGCCGCCCAUGGUGUCCAUGCGCGAUUUCAAAAAAGUGUUGGAACACUCGAUCACGAGUGUCGCGCCCGAAGAGCUCAACCAGUUCGUCAAGUGGACCACCGAGUUUGGCCAAGAAGGCUAAGGCGUCGCUGCUUGGUCGUCCGAGACUCGAACCUUUUUUCACUAAACUAACCUACCCCUUGCCGCCGGUCGUCCGCAACGCUGGCCAUUUUCAAUUCACGAACCUGCCCUGGCCACAAAGUUGUAC